Gorilla gorilla gorilla (western lowland gorilla) is the source of this 882-nucleotide messenger RNA. RefSeq names its product cytochrome P450 4A11. Gene Ontology annotation, molecular function: monooxygenase activity; oxidoreductase activity, acting on paired donors, with incorporation or reduction of molecular oxygen; iron ion binding. The transcript has 3 exons. NCBI's taxonomy places the organism in Eukaryota, Metazoa, Chordata, Mammalia, Primates, Hominidae. The record is from RefSeq and is a predicted model, not a curated record. The coding region runs from base 48 to 446 and encodes 132 amino acids.
GGUCAGAGAGAGGAAGGGGCACUCAGAGAUCCAGCAGGUGCUGCACCAUGAGUGUCUCUGUGCUGAGCCCCAGCAGACUCCUGGGUGAUGUCUCUGGGAUCCUCCAAGCGGCCUCCCUGCUCAUUCUGCUUCUGCUGCUGAUCAAGGCAGCUCAGCUCUACCUGCACAGGCAGUGGCUGCUCAAAGCCCUCCAGCAGUUCCCGUGCCCUCCCUCCCACUGGCUCUUCGGGCACAUCCAGGAGUUCCAACACGACCAGGAGCUACAACGGAUUCAGGAACGGGUGAAGACAUUCCCAAGUGCCUGUCCUCAUUGGCUAUGGGGAGGCAAAGUUCGUGUCCAGCUCUAUGACCCUGACUAUAUGAAGGUGAUUCUGGGGAGAUCAGACCCGAAAUCCCAUGGUUCCUACAGAUUCCUGGCUCCAUGGAUUGGUAUGUGUGCAAACUAGGACUGCAGCCCACUCCCUAGUCAGGUUUGAGUUAUUUAUUUGGCUCAGAGAGAACAACAGAUUAGGGGCCACCACUAUCAUGACCUCAUCCCCAAAUCAAGCCUCACUUCCUUCUUCUAACAAGACCCUCACCCCUUCCUAAUGCUGGUGCAAACCUUCCUGAGGCUCAGCUUCUUCCAUUUCAUGUCUCAGUUCUCUCCAGACAUCCUUGGCCUCACAUUUAUUUUACAUCUGCCCACAACCCUUUUCAACCUUUAUCUCACAGCUGUCAUAAUCACAUGCAUGUAGCAGCUCAAUCAGAAUAUUCACAUGCCUGAAAUAUACCUCCUUUUCCUGCAUUUGCCCAUGACGUGGCUUCUUCUGGAUAGUUCUCCCCUUGAGAAGCCACCUUUCUCCCUCCCAAAUUGUCACCAGUCAUCCCUAGCUCCUUGCAGCC